Prorocentrum cordatum is the source of this 1317-nucleotide messenger RNA. The record is from the annotation of a GenBank genome assembly. Lineage: Eukaryota; Dinophyceae; Prorocentrales; Prorocentraceae.
GCGGCCGCGUCGGCCCAGCCGGCGGGCGGCGAGGCCCCGGGGGUGGCAGCCACUCUCGGCGACGUGGGCCGCGACGCCAGGGCGUUCUGCCUGGGGCUGCUGGGCGGCACGCUCGGCUGCUUCGUGGCGGCGGCCUGCCUGGGUUGCCUGAGUUCGACGUUGAGGCGGGACGCUCGGCCGAGGCGAGAGGCGGUGACCUACGAUGGCGGCGGUGGCAGCGACAACACGUUGGGUGUACGUCUUCUACGCCGGAAAGGUGGUGUGGCACCAGCAUUGAAUAUGGGGCGGGUGGCAUUGUCGGAAGGUGACCAUGUCAUCUACACGGCCGACGGCGACCUGUACAUAGUGACGGUGUCGAACUGCCCGGACGUGCAGGCGGCCAGGUUCGGCGGGUACGACCCUCCGCCGCCAGGCAUCGACCCGAAGCAGGUGCAUCGGUUCCGUGCGGAGCCGACCGAUGCGGAGGUGGCGCAGCUCACCGCCGAGGCCGAGCAGGUGGCGCUCGCCGAGUGCAGGAGACGCGCGCAGGCGAUCGGCAACCCAGAGCUGCUGGUGAACCCGCGGCCCCUGGUGCUGCCGGGCGGGGGCGCCGCGGCGGCCCUGGCGAUCGCGCCCGUGGGGCCGGCCGUGGGCCUGUUGCGCGGCGCUCCUGUCGGCGCUGCCGCUGCGCUUGCUGCGGACCCCGCGGGGGUGUGGCGGGCCGCCAUGUGCGAGGGCGGGUACCGCGUCGGCGACGAGUCGCGGGGCAUCCACGUGCUGCCCGACGGCACGGGCCUGUUCGUCGAGCUGGUGCCCCCGUCGGGGCUGGAGGCUUUCCUGCGCAAGGCCGUCGAUGCGGACGCUCGCAUCCUUCCCAUCGCGCGCGACGCCCAGGGCCGCCGCGACCUGCAAUGGAACCGCAUGGUGGAGAUGACCCGUCAGGAGGACUUCGGGAGCGACUGGACGCUCCCGGGGCCUAGGACGGCGGCCUGGCGCAUGCGCUACCUGCAGCGGGAGGGGCUCGGCAUCGAGGGCCACCACGAGCACUUCCGCCAGGUGUGCAAGCUGGGCGCGAGCGACUGGGGCGUUCAGGAGCCCUUCCAGCGGUCUCAGCAGAUCAAGGCAGCGACGUGCCAGGACCAGUUGGAUGGCACCAGCUUGAUCAGCAUAGAGAUGAAGUUCCGGAGGCUCCAGACCAUCGAGUUCGCGCACUGGGACAAGGCCAAGGACGCCGAGAGCAAGGGGCACGUGCGUGCAGACGUUGAGAAGGAAGCGAAGUUGCACAAGAGUUUGCGCCUGGCCCGCGAGGACAGGGAAUACAGGCGCAAGCUUGGUUGA